AUGUAUAUACAGUCGAUACUUUGUGUUUUGGCAUUUGCCCAAUUGAUUUCAGCAUCCGCUUUCACAUUCAUCUUGGGUGCUAAAGAAAAGUCAUGUUUCUAUGUCUUUACUGAAAAACCAUCCACCCAAAUCAGAUACUAUUUUGCUGUUCAAAGUGGUGGUUCUUUUGACGUCGACUACGUUAUAUCCGAUCCUAACCAGAAUGUUAUAUACCAAGAAAACAAAAAGAGACACGGUGAUUUUGUUUUCCCUGCCCAAAUCCCCGGUGAAUACGAAUUUUGCUUCUCAAACACCAUGUCAACUUAUCUGGAAAAAGUUGUUGAUUUUGAAAUCGAGGUUGAAGACGAAGGAACCGGGUCUAAAGGUGUUAAGGCUAGUCUACCAAACCAGCCAAAUGCAAAGCCAUUGGCUCAUGUGGAGAAUAUGAGAGCGACUGUUGACAAUAUUGAGUCACAAUUGGACGGAUUGACCAAAACUUUACAGUUUUACAAGACUAGAAAUAGCAGAAACCAAGCUACUGUCCAAUCCACUGAGUCCAGAAUCUUUUACUUUUCAGUAUUUGAAGUAUUGUUGAUGGUUGAUGUAACCUCGCUCAACGCUGAACAAUUCUCGAGAUCGUCAUCACCUAAACCGACUUUGCAAAGCUUGGAUCAAGACAAUUCUGAUGACGAACGCUUGAAUAGUGACGAAGAUGAGGACGAGGAAGUAGAGGAACAGCAGCUACAAAAACAUUCCUUGGAUGUUGACACGGAAGAUCAAUUAGCCAGAGAAUCAGACAUCACUGUCUCAAACAUCAAACUGUCCCAAGCUGAGUAUCGAGGAUUUACCAUCUACGUGCUAAGUUCAUUAGCCCUUGUGCUAUACGUCUCAUGGACACUAAUACCACCAGCAACACUACACAAACUAUCCAUCGACUACUACCCAGACAAGUAUUGGAGUAUUGCUAUCCCCAGCUAUUCAUUAAUGUUGAUGUUGUUUGUGUAUUGGUUCCUAGCGUUGUACAAUACUGAAGUCUUGACUUUGCCGUUGGAUAAUAUCAAUACAUUUGUCGAUGAGUACACUCAAUUCCCAAGUAAUAACGAACUUCUGCUUGUGGGCCAUAAUCAAGUGAUUAAGGACUACAUUCAUCAAGCACCCAGUGGAGUUUGGGAUCUUCCAAUCACUAUGGUUAAUGAAGUAUUGUAUGAUGACCUGGAUUAG
Molecule: messenger RNA, 1200 nt
Organism: Lodderomyces theae
Lineage: Eukaryota; Fungi; Ascomycota; Pichiomycetes; Serinales; Debaryomycetaceae
Exons: 2
Coding region: 1-1200 (399 amino acids)
Source: RefSeq, a predicted model, not a curated record